ACUCCCCCAUUAGGUGAAUUUGAGAUUGAGAGAUUAAGCCCCUGAUUGUUUCCUCUGCUUGUCUAUCCAUUUCAGUGGUUCUGGGGAAUUUCAGUUGAUUAUUUCAGCUAUUAUGUUAAUUUCCAAGACUAGUUACCUUCUGAUUUCCCCUUUUUUAUGAUAUAGACAGCUAAGUUAGAUAGAAAUUAAUAUACAAGCACAAGGUACCAAAAAAAAAAAACCCAAAUAAAUUAAUAUAAAGUUUGAGAGGGACUGGGUUCUCAAGUCAGCACAAAAAUAAAGACAUCAGAAUUGUAACUGGAGAUACAUCUGAAGAAGGCCCUACCUCAAGAUAAAGAUUCAGUGGCUAGGCCUACAUUUCUCCCUAAAGAACAAAGAGGAACUUGAAAUUAUACUGCAAUUAGAAAAAAUUAGUUCAAUAAGUCCUGAUAGGCAUCAGAUGCCACAGUGAGUGGCCAGUGCAUCUGGACCCAUCCCAACACAAAGAUGUCUUUGAUCUUCACAUGUACCCCUUGCUGAGUGAUUCAUUUCCCUACUGGAUCACGAUUAGCUAAGUAACUAUACUCGUAACCCUAUAGGUUCAUUGUAUGCACAAUGUUGUUGUGGCAAUGCUGUAUAAAUGUAGGUCCUUCAUGCCUACCUCAUUUGGAACCCCUCCUGGCAAUCCAGUAAAACUCUCUCCUUAUGUCCAAUAAAACUCCUAACUUCUUCGUUUGGUUUGUGAUUUCAUUCCUGUAUGUUGUGGGACCAUGAACUUGACACAUUUGACAUCUAACAGGUCAGGAAUUAUAUUUCCCCUAUUUCAAUCCUCUUGUUUCAAGUAGUAUUUUUUGUUAUCUGAGGAUGUUGUUUAAAAUGUUUUUCUGCUUUCAGCAUACUUUCUUAUUUUUCCAUGGUCCCUUUUGUUUAUUUUAGUGUGUUUUUCAUAUUGCAGGCUUUCCUUAAUCAUCUGGUGACCCUUGGCUCAGCUACUUUGACAUUUAAAAUGGAUACACUAGAAAGCAAAUUGAUGAUUAGACAGGCCAGUAGAUACACAGAGAACACUUUAAAACCUCGCCAGGAAAUGAAGUUAAAAAAACUGGAAGAGCGCUUUUAUCAAAUGACGGGUGAAACCUGGAAGUUAACCAGUGGUCACAAACUUGGGGGUGAUGAAGAUUUGGUGCUUGAAAACAUGGGCCAGACAUCUUUUGAAACAUCAAACAGAGAAGCCGCUAAGAGACGAAAUUUGCCCAAUCCUUCAACCCAAGUUCCGCCACCUGCUGCCCACCCCUUGCAGAAAGAGGUUCCUGACUUACCUGAAGAACCUUCUGAAACAGCUAAGGAAGUAGUUACUGUUGCUCUGCGAUGUCGAAAUGGGAAAAUCUUGAGGAGAAGGUUUUUUAAGUCUUGUAGUUCACAGGUUUUAUUUGCCUGGAUGGUGAAAAUUGGGUACCACACAUCCCUAUAUAGCCUUUUCACUUCCUUUCCCAGAAGACUUGUGGAAGUAGAGGGAGGCUGGUCACUGGCUGACAUAGGAGUAACUACAGAUACUCUACUCAUCGUGGAAGAGAAAGAACAGAGCAAUUAGUAAAGAAAUGAGAACUACCUGUUCUACAUUAAACCAGUUAUACUGUGUGACCUAACAGUUCAGGAACAGAUGUUAAAAUCAUGCUGUACCUUGACUAAGCUUAAGGCAGUAAACACUUUAAAUUCAUAACACAUAGGAAUAUACUGGUGUAAAGGAUUGAAAAAGAUUAAUAUCUGCAUGUAUGUUUUGGAAUGUGCCAUCUUAUAAUGUACCAAAUAAGAAUGGGGUAACAGGACCAGGGAUUUAGCUCAGUUGUUCCACCGGCUGCCUCCCAAGCGCAAGGACCCGAGUUCGAUCCCUGGUACAAAAAAAAAAAGAUUCCGGUAACAAUAUAUGUAAGAAAGCACUUAACUUAUAUUUCUUCACAACUGCCAUCAUUUCUGUUAAAAACAUUUUUGGGGGCCGGGGAUUUGGCUCAGUGGUUAUGCCGCUUGCCUUGCAAGUGCAAGAUCCAGAGUUCGCUCCCCGGUACCAAAAAACAAAACAAAAUAAAACAAAAAACCCAAAAAACAUUUUUGGCUUCUGCCUCUUUAAUCCUGAACCCCAUAGUGACUAUUUUAUAAUUCAUUCAGACCUUUAAAAUCAUGUAAGUAGGAGUCUUUAUUCUACAGUUAUUUCAAUUUAAAAACUUGUCUUUACUGUUCUUGUGAAA
Messenger RNA from Fukomys damarensis (Damara mole-rat), 2219 nucleotides. It is a transcript of the gene Ubxn8, whose product is annotated as UBX domain protein 8. Gene Ontology annotation, cellular component: nucleus; endoplasmic reticulum. The coding region runs from base 893 to 1567 and encodes 224 amino acids. The record is from RefSeq and is a predicted model, not a curated record. NCBI's taxonomy places the organism in Eukaryota, Metazoa, Chordata, Mammalia, Rodentia, Bathyergidae. Gene Ontology annotation, molecular function: ubiquitin binding. The transcript is spliced from 6 exons.